Molecule: messenger RNA, 2989 nt
Organism: Megalops cyprinoides (Indo-Pacific tarpon)
Lineage: Eukaryota; Metazoa; Chordata; Actinopteri; Elopiformes; Megalopidae
Product: zinc finger protein ZIC 3-like
Exons: 3
Coding region: 314-1660 (448 amino acids)
Biological process (GO): regulation of transcription by RNA polymerase II; central nervous system development
Cellular component (GO): nucleus
Molecular function (GO): DNA-binding transcription factor activity, RNA polymerase II-specific; RNA polymerase II cis-regulatory region sequence-specific DNA binding
Source: RefSeq, a predicted model, not a curated record
CAAGGAGUGAGUGAUUGACUUUAUCAGUCCAAGGACAUCAUUCACUUGUAAAGGGGGGGAAAGUUUGAUCCACUUUCUCGAGGAUCAUAGUUACGGGAGUUUUUUUCUCUAACACAGUUGCUGGAAAGAAGGAUUCUACUUAUUGGCCGUCUAUUUUUCGCUCUUCAAAACAGAGAGUUUCGCUCUUCGAACAACAGAGAGUUCGCUGUUUACCGUUUUAUAUCGCGGGGUUCAACAUUUUAUUUACAAUUUGUUAAACUUUGUCAUUUACGAGUUUUUGUUUUAAAAUAUUAUCAUUGUUUUUUUCUGGCCGAUGACUAUGCUUCUUGAUAGUGGUCCGCAGUUCUCUGCGCUAGGUGUUGGGGGUUUUGGGACACCGAGGCACCAUGAGAUGGGGAACAGGGACCCAGGGUUGGGGCUCAAUCCCUUUGGAGAUUCUUCCCAUUCGGCCGCGUUCAAACUCAGCCCCGUAACUCAUGAUAUAACCUCCAGCCAGACGUCUGCGUUCACUCCGCAAGCCUCCGGAUACGCAGCUGCCCUCGGACAUCACCACGGUGGGCAAGUGAGCUCGUACAGCAGCGGGGCUUUCAAUUCAACCAGGGACUUUUUGUUAAGAAACCGCGGAGCAGGCAUUGGAGAGGCUGCAGCAAGCAGUGCCCAACAUGGGAUCUUUGGUCCUUCGGCAGGGAGUCUGCAUGGACCCCCUGGACUUUCCGAUAGCCCGGGACACCUCUUGUUUCCUGGGCUGCACGAGCAGACAGCGAGUCACACUUCCCCAAAUGGACACAUAGUAAAUAGUCAAAUGCAUUUGGGUUUGCGCGGGGAUAUUUUUGGAAGACCAGACCCGUAUCGACCAGUUGCCAGCCCCCGGACGGACCACUACGGCACUACCCAACUUCACAACUACAACCAUCCGAUCAAUAUGAACAUGGGGAUGAACGUACCCACACACCACGGUCCCGGGGCUUUCUUCAGAUACAUGCGACAGCCUAUUAAGCAAGAAAUGUCCUGUAAAUGGAUAGAUGAGAACCAGAUGAACAGACCCAAAAAGACAUGCGAGAGGACUUUCAGCACCAUGCACGAAUUGGUAACGCAUGUCUCGAUGGAGCAUGUUGGCGGACCUGAACAAAGUCACCACGUUUGUUUUUGGGAGGAUUGUCCCAGAGAAGGAAAGUCUUUUAAGGCCAAAUACAAACUCGUAAAUCACAUCAGAGUGCACACUGGAGAAAAACCGUUCCCCUGCCCAUUCCCUGGGUGUGGAAAAAUAUUUGCCAGAUCGGAAAAUUUGAAAAUACACAAAAGAACUCAUACAGGUGAAAAGCCAUUUAAAUGUGAGUUCGAUGGCUGCGACAGGCGCUUUGCAAACAGCAGCGACAGAAAAAAGCACAUGCACGUGCACACUUCAGACAAGCCAUACAUCUGCAAAGUGUGCGACAAGUCCUACACACAUCCCAGCUCUCUCAGGAAACACAUGAAGGUACACGAAUCUCAAGGUUCAGAGUCUUCUCCAGCUGCAAGUUCUGGGUAUGAGUCGUCUACACCACCAGCUAUGGUGUCAACAAACACUGAGGAAUCUACAAAAACACCGCCGUCAGCUGUGCAAAAUACUUCAGCGCAUAACGACGGACUUCCGCCGAACUUUAAUGAAUGGUAUGUUUGAAAACGAGCAAAGUUGACUCUCAAAGUACCACAAGGUUAAGGAAACCAAUUCCACUUGCAUCCUAAGGUGUUCAGAUGGGGGUAGUGGAGCAACUUUUCUGAGGAGAUAAGAUAGCAUGUCCACGCGCCACCAGGCCUUGUCCUUUCUCAGGAUUUGAAAGUGACUUUUACUCCGAGUGAGAAGCAAACAGAAUCACAAAUAAUACAAUAACAGUUUCUAAAAAUACUGGAUAUCCAUAUUUAGUUUACAGAUAAUUAUUUUAUUUUUAUUUCAUUUAUUUUUCCUCAAAAUGUAUUUAAAAAAAGAAAAAAAGGAAAAAUCUUUCACGGUGUCGGGGUGAUGAUCAUAUCACCUUUGAAUUGAUUGUUAAAACUUCACACAGUCUUAAGAAACGUGCCAAAGUCUUUGUCUUGAACUUGAACAAAAAAUAAAUAAAUAAAUAAUAAAUAAAUAUAUACUCGUGAAUGUAUUUUCCUUGUUUGAUGGGGUCUAAUCUGUUGUCAACGUCCGUUUUCAGGUGGAAUGUGGUAUUCGAUUACGAUUGUUACCGUUGAAUUUACCGUUGCCUUUUGUUAAUAACAAUGUAAAUACAUAUCCAUGAUGCCAUAUUUAUCCAUUUGUAAUUUAAAUAUCGGUAUAAGUUCCGACAUUGAUAUGAUAUUUAUGGAAAUGUUUUCUAACAAGACUGUACAGUUUUGGAUCAUAACCUAACAUUAAAAAUUCUUAAAUCUAAAGCUCACAUAUUGCGAUUGUAUCUUUUUUAAUACAUAACUGUGUCAUGUUCCGAUAUGAAAAAAAAAUACCAAUUAUAUGAAAAAUAUGGAUUGACAAUAGUUUAUAUAUUAAUGGUUUUAUUUCCGUCAGCUCUGUUUUAGCAUGUGAGGCCAUUGAUACAGGCCCGUCUGUUGCCUACAAUACGAAUUCUGUAAAGCUGACUGGUUUUCUUAUUUAUAAAGCGAUGACAGAUUAUGGUGCUUUUUGUGUUAGCAUUCCUUUCCUUUUUGGUCAGUUUCACUUUAUUUGAUGAAUUUUGCUUACUUUAUUCAUUAGGGCGUAGGCUAGAUUUCAACUGCAACCUCAGUACCCGCUUUGGGGAUAAACUCAGUUGUCUUUUAUAGGCCUGUGUAAGACCAGUUAGUUUCUUUGCAGUGAGGUUAUGUAUAUGCAUAUAGUUGUGAGCCAUAAAAAGAAUUAAAGUAACACGAGUACUUCCAGUGUUUAAAGAUAAAUAUCCCUAAACGAUCAGAUUUCGUAGUUACUUUGUAUGGUUCCAGCAUCGAUUGUCUCUGUGGAUGCAAAAUAUGUGUUUCAGUGUGUGCAUCAAUGUUG